AUGCUGGAGACGGCGGCGGCAGCGGCCGAGCCGGAGCUGGAGCUGGACCCUGAGGACUUGGUACACUUCUCGGUGGGCGAUUUGCCCAGCCGCGGCUAUGGCGUGAUGGGCGAGAUCCGGCGGCAGGGCAAGCUCUGCGACGUGACCCUCAAGGUAGGGGACCAUAAAUUCAGCGCUCACCGGAUCGUGCUGGCGGCUUCUAUCCCGUACUUCCACGCCAUGUUCACCAACGACAUGAUGGAGUGCAAGCAGGAUGAGAUUGUCAUGCAGGGGAUGGAUCCCAGUGCACUUGAGGCUCUGAUCAACUUUGCCUACAACGGUCACCUGGCCAUAGAUCAGCAGAAUGUCCAGUCCCUGCUGAUGGGAGCAAGUUUCCUUCAGCUGCAGAACAUCAAAGAUGCUUGCUGCACUUUCCUCAGAGAGAGGCUUCACCCUAAGAACUGUCUGGGCGUGCGGCAGUUUGCAGAGACGAUGAUGUGCGCCGUGCUCUACGACGCUGCCAACAGCUUCAUUCAUCAGCACUUCGUGGAGGUAUCCAUGUCUGAAGAGUUCCUGGCACUGCCUUUUGAAGACGUCCUGGAGCUCGUUUCUAGGGAUGAGCUCAACGUGAAGUCUGAAGAGCAGGUAUUUGAAGCUGCGUUAGCUUGGAUACGGUAUGACCGAGACCAGAGAGAGUCGUUCCUACCCGAGCUCCUGUCCAAAAUCCGCCUACCCCUUUGUCGACCUCAGUUUCUCACUGACCGCGUGCAACAAGAUGACCUGGUCCGCUGCUGCCACAAAUGCAGGGAUCUAGUUGAUGAGGCAAAAGACUAUCACCUCAUGCCAGAGCGCCGGCCACACCUCCCAGCGUUCAAGACCCGUCCUCGGUGCUGUACAUCGAUCGCAGGCCUGAUUUAUGCUGUUGGAGGACUUAACUCAGCAGCAAAUUUUUAUGCAGGUGACUCGCUGAAUGUGGUGGAAGUCUUUGAUCCCAUUGCCAACCGCUGGGAGAAGUGCCAGCCGAUGACGACGGCCCGGAGCCGAGUCGGGGUAGCGGUGGUGAACGGACUGCUCUACGCCAUCGGCGGCUACGACGGUCAGCUGAGGCUGAGCACCGUGGAAGUUUACAACCCGGAGGUGGACUCCUGGUCCAAAGUGGAAAGUAUGAACAGCAAGCGAAGUGCCAUGGGAACAGUGGUGCUGGAUGGUCAGAUCUACGUAUGUGGCGGGUACGAUGGGAACUCAUCCCUCAACUCCGUGGAGUCCUAUUCUCCAGAAACGAACAAGUGGACAGUGGUGACCCCCAUGAGCUCCAACCGCAGCGCCGCUGGAGUCACCGUCUUCGAGGGCCGGAUCUACGUAUCGGGAGGGCACGACGGCCUACAGAUCUUCAACAGCGUUGAGUACUACAACCAUCACACGGCCACCUGGCACCCCGUCGCCAGCAUGCUCAACAAACGCUGCCGCCACGGAGCAGCCUCGCUGGGCAGCAAGAUGUUCGUCUGCGGAGGUUACGACGGCUCGGGCUUCCUCAGCAUCGCCGAAGUUUACAGCUCCAUGGCGGAUCAGUGGUACCUGAUCGUCCCUAUGAACACCCGGAGGAGCCGCGUCUCUCUCGUUGCAAACUGUGGCCGUCUCUACGCGGUGGGGGGUUACGACGGACAGUCCAACCUCAGCUCGGUAGAAAUGUACGACCCGGAGACAAACCGCUGGACGUUCAUGGCCCCGAUGGUGUGCCACGAGGGAGGGGUUGGCGUGGGCUGCAUACCCCUCCUGACCAUCUGAGAAGA
Messenger RNA from Gymnogyps californianus (California condor), 1769 nucleotides. RefSeq names its product kelch like family member 18 (gene KLHL18). The transcript has 10 exons. Bases 1 to 1764 code for a protein of 587 amino acids. The record is from RefSeq and is a predicted model, not a curated record. NCBI's taxonomy places the organism in Eukaryota, Metazoa, Chordata, Aves, Accipitriformes, Cathartidae. Gene Ontology annotation, molecular function: protein binding.